AUGGCUUUCGCACUACUGCGAACCUGUGGCGCCCGGCAGGCAUUGCCGUUGUUUGAACGGCAACUAAAAGUGCUUUCCUCAACCCUAGCCUUUUCCGGUGAAUCUUCCGCAGCUGUGGAAAAGACUCCCUACAAAAAGGAUGCAACGCUGAAAACCAGUCCAUUCUGCAAGACUUUCCUGUCCACCUCGGUUAGAAAGUACUCCAAGAAAACGGCCGCACCAGAGCGGGCGUACGACAGUGAUGACGAUUCGGAUUCGGACGACGAACGGGACAGAACUCCGCGUCGCCAACGCAAAGAGCGGGGUAAUUCCGAGUUCUGGCGCCGCAAGAUGCGCACACUGCAUGGUGUGAUGGACGUCAACAAGGAUGGUGUGAUUUCAUACGAUGAUUUUAUGCUUCUGACCGAAAAGUUUGCAUCCCUCGGCCAUCUGGAUGCGAAGGCCAAGAACGAGUUCCGUGACAUUAUGAGGACCACGUGGGAACAACAGUGGGGUGAAAUAACGCCCUACAAUCUAGUCACCGUCGAACAAUACUUAACCGAAAUGCACCAUGUCGUUAAUGAUAAGGAUCUAAAAAAGAAAGUGCACCGUUUUCUGCCAUACCUGUACAAGGCAGUUGACAAAGAUCGGUCGGGAUCGAUCUCGCUGAAUGAGUUCAAGCUGUUUUUCCGCUGUCUGGGCCUGACGGAAGAGAAUGCUGCCGUUUCGUUUGCCGUGAUCGAUAAAAAUGGCGACGGACAGAUUACGCUGGAUGAAUUUGUCAAGCUGGGCAAGGAUUUCUUCGUCAGUGAAAAAGAAACGCACGUGUCGCGAAUGUUCUGGGGUCCGCUGGUAGAUCAUUGAGCCGGUCGCUCGUUGUGAAGCGUAAACGUUUUAAAAGUUUGUAUCUUGUGUAGCGACAGAAUUAACUAACUAGCUGUAAACCGUGAUGAGUGUUUUAGGGGGUAAAAUAUGGAGAUGUUUUCUCAGUAGAUUUCUUCACAAUAAUUUUUCCUUGCAUCCAGGCGUUUCUAUCCACUUUUUACCUUUCAUAACCGAUCUGGAUUACAUACAUGACGAUCAGCUACAUUGACCAAGGUAUUGUUCUUGGCCAUCAAAUCCUAUCCAGUAUCAUGCAUGGAUACAUUUUAUUUGAGAGAAUAUCAUUUGUGAUAAAGCAAUAAAAUGUAUUUUGAA
This is a messenger RNA of Anopheles coustani, 1176 nucleotides long. It is a transcript of the gene CBP, whose product is annotated as sarcoplasmic calcium-binding protein. The transcript is spliced from 5 exons. Gene Ontology annotation, biological process: mitochondrial calcium ion homeostasis; calcium import into the mitochondrion. The record is from RefSeq and is a predicted model, not a curated record. NCBI's taxonomy places the organism in Eukaryota, Metazoa, Arthropoda, Insecta, Diptera, Culicidae. Gene Ontology annotation, molecular function: calcium ion binding. The coding region runs from base 1 to 843 and encodes 280 amino acids. Gene Ontology annotation, cellular component: uniplex complex.